This is a messenger RNA of Panicum hallii, 872 nucleotides long. RefSeq lists its product as uncharacterized. Lineage: Eukaryota; Viridiplantae; Streptophyta; Magnoliopsida; Poales; Poaceae. Gene Ontology annotation, molecular function: DNA-binding transcription factor activity; protein dimerization activity. Gene Ontology annotation, biological process: endosperm development; regulation of DNA-templated transcription. The record is from RefSeq and is a predicted model, not a curated record. The transcript has 2 exons. Bases 142 to 693 code for a protein of 183 amino acids.
AACUGCGGACGAAGCUUGUUCCGAUUUGCCAAGCCCAGUUGGACAGUUCACAGUUGGUCCUCCCGUCACAUCUACGGCAGUGCAUAACGCAACGCUAGCACUCCACCACCCACACCGCGCCGCCGCGGCACUUCGUUCUCCAUGGCCGCGGAGCACCCGCUAGCGCUGUCUCUGGCCGGCGGCAGAACCAAGGGGUCGCCAGCAGGGACGACGACGGUGGCGUUGGCGCCGCCGGAGCAGCGGCAGGCGAUGGUGGAGAUCGAGCGCGCGCGCCGCCGGCACAUGUCCAGGCUCUACGCCGAACUCGGCGCACUGCUCCCUGACCUGCCCCCUCGGGCGCCCAAGGCGAGGAUACUGGAGGAGGCGAUCGCGUACGUGGGCGCGCUGCGGGGCACGGUCGCGAAGCUCGAGGCGCCCGGCGCGGUCGAGGGGGCAGGGCGGCGGACCGCCGCCGUCGCUGCCGAGGUGCUCGCGGCUGAGAAGGCGUCGUGCUUCGCCGCCAGGCUACCCGCGGCGCGGCGGCCGGGCGCGUUGACGCGCGUGCUGGAGGUGUUCCGCCGGUAUGGGGUGCCCGUCCUCGCAGCCACGGUGACCAGCAACGCCGGGGAGGCCGCGGUCACGGUCACCACGGGGGCAGUGGCGCCGAGCGUCGUGGAGGGGAUCAAGGCAGAUAUCAGCAGAAGCAUUGCGUGAUUGGCUAAUUUCCUAUUUUACACAGGUCUUUUCUCUUAGUGUCAUGGAUCGAUGGAUGCAUCUGCACCAUAUACCUGUCUCGAUCUGUCUAGAAUAGACUGCAUCUUUCAAAGAAAAGUUUUGAGAAAGAAAGCCUCCUCAAGUUCAAUUUUGCGAGAAUACCGUGGUUGUAGCAUCCU